Equus quagga is the source of this 8786-nucleotide messenger RNA. RefSeq names its product DENN domain containing 5B (gene DENND5B). The record is from RefSeq and is a predicted model, not a curated record. The transcript has 24 exons. Gene Ontology annotation, molecular function: small GTPase binding; guanyl-nucleotide exchange factor activity. The coding region runs from base 179 to 4264 and encodes 1361 amino acids. Lineage: Eukaryota; Metazoa; Chordata; Mammalia; Perissodactyla; Equidae.
CCCGCGGCCGCUUCCCCAGCGCCGAGCUCGGCGCGAGGCCGCGGUGACGAGCGGCGGCUGCGCGGCCAUGGGCGCGCCGGUGUCGCCCUAGGACGGGCGCGCAGAGAGCGCAGCUGGAGGGCCGCCUCGGCAGGCAGCCUCCUCGAGCGGCGGCGGCGGCGGGCGCAGCGCGGCCGGGAUGAGCGGCAGCGGCGCGGCGCCCGGCCCGGGCUCGGGCUCCUCCCCGGCCGCCUGCCGCUUCGCGCACUACUUCGUGCUGUGCGGGAUCGAUGCGGACAGCGGGCUGGAGCCCGACGAGCUGGCGGUUUUGUACCAAUGGCUAGAAGCAGAUCGUCAUGGCAAGAGCCAAGAUGCUGCAAAUACGACUUCAGGUGAAAAUUUUGACCAGAGUCCUUUGAGAAGAACAUUCAAAUCCAAAGUUCUGGCCCACUACCCUCAGAAUAUAGAAUGGAACCCUUUUGAUCAAGAUGCAGUGAACAUGCUGUGCAUGCCCAAAGGGCUGUCUUUCAGAACACAAACUGACAAUAAAGACCCUCAGUUCCACUCGUUUAUCAUCACCCGGGAAGACGGUUCUCGCACCUAUGGCUUUGUUCUCACUUUUUAUGAAGAAGUUACGAGCAAGCAGAUCUGCACAGCCAUGCAGACGCUCUACCAGAUGCACAACGCGGAGCAUUACAGCAGCGUUUACGCCUCGUCCUCCUGCAGCAUGGACUCGCUGGCAAGCAGUCUCGAUGAGGGCGACACAACUUCCCUUUUGAAGCUCCAGCGAUACAACUCCUAUGACAUCAGCAGAGACACCCUGUAUGUUUCCAAAAGUAUAUGUUUGAUCACCCCGCUGCCUUUCAUGCAGGCCUGCAAGAAAUUCCUCAUCCAGCUUUACAAGGCAGUUACCUCCCAGCAGCCGCCACCUUUGCCACUGGAAAGCUACAUCCAUAAUAUUCUCUAUGAGGUACCCCUCCCACCUCCGGGGAGAUCACUGAAAUUUUAUGGUGUUUAUGAACCCGUCAUCUGCCAGAGGCCUGGACCCAACGAACUCCCGCUCUCCGAUUAUCCUCUUCGAGAGGCCUUUGAGCUCCUGGGCUUGGAGAAUCUGGUGCAAGUGUUCACCUGUGUUCUUCUCGAGAUGCAGAUCCUUCUCUACUCACAAGAUUAUCAGCGCCUGAUGACUGUGGCGGAAGGCAUCACCACACUUUUGUUCCCAUUUCAAUGGCAGCAUGUUUAUGUGCCCAUCCUCCCUGCUUCCCUGCUGCAUUUUCUUGAUGCUCCUGUCCCUUAUCUGAUGGGCCUUCAGUCAAAAGAAGGAACUGACCGUUCUAAGCUAGAACUUCCUCAAGAGGCUAAUUUGUGCUUUGUGGAUAUUGACAACCAUUUUAUUGAGCUGCCUGAAGAAUUCCCACAGUUCCCCAAUAAGGUGGAUUUUAUCCAGGAACUCUCUGAAGUUCUUCUUCAGUUUGGGAUCCCUCCAGAAGGCAGCCUGCACUGCAGUGAGAGUGCCACCAAACUGAAGAAUCUGGUUCUGAAAGACUUGGUCAAUGACAAGAAGAAUGGCAAUGUCUCUGCUAACAGCAUCAGCAUGUACGAGUUACUCAAGGGCAAUGAAACCAUAGCCCGCCUCCAGGCUCUGGCCAAGCGGACCGGUGUGACAGUGGAAAAAACGGACCUCUCUGCCCCUCUGGGUGAAAAAGAAAAGGAUUUAAAACUGCAAUGCGAAGAGGCAGAACUAAGGGACUACCAGCUCAACGUCCAGCUCCGAGAGGUCUUUGCUAACCGCUUCACACAGAUGUUUGCAGAUUACGAAGCGUUUGUGAUUCAGACUGCCCAGGACAUGGAAUCCUGGCUGACCAACCGGGAGCAGAUGCAGAACUUUGACAAAGCUUCCUUUCUGUCUGACCAGCCUGAGCCUUACCUGCCAUUUCUUUCACGCUUCAUUGAAACACAGAUGUUUGCCACCUUUAUUGAUAAUAAAAUUAUGUCUCAGUGGGAAGAGAAGGAUCCUCUGCUUCGCGUCUUUGACUCUCGGAUUGAGAAGAUAAGACUGUAUAAUGUGAGGGCACCCACCUUGAGGACAUCUAUAUAUCAGAAAUGCAGCACUUUAAAAGAAGCAGGUCAACUCUUUAGGCAGAGGCUGUCUGCUGUUGACAUUGUGGCACCAGAACCUCAUGAUUUCUGUGCAGAAAGACAAGAAGUUGAUACCCAAUCAAUUGAGCAGCGACUGAUGAAAAUGGAUCACACUGCAAUCCACCCACAUCUGCUUGAUAUGAAAAUUGGUCAAGGCAAAUAUGAGCAAGGGUUCUUUCCAAAGUUACAAUCCGAUGUCUUGGCAACAGGACCAACGAAUAACAAUCGCUGGGUAAGUCGGAGUGCCACCGCACAGCGCAGGAAAGAGCGCCUUCGCCAACGUUCCGAGCACAUUGGACUGGACAACGACUUGAGGGAGCCUUCCGGGGAACUUUUGGUUCAGAACUCCAUGGCAUUCUGGGAGUGGGAUCAGGGUCCACCUCCUCCUGCACGACUUCCUAAAAAAUCCUUCUCUGAGUACUGCCUGAAAUAUAUGCAAGAGGCACGAAGUUUAGGAAAAAACCUGAGGCAACCCAAAUUAUCAGACCUCUCUCCAGCGGUGAUUGCACAAACCAACUGGAAAUUUGUGGAAGGCUUAUUAAAAGAAUGUAGAAUGAAGACAAAGCGCAUGUUGGUAGAGAAGAUGGGACACGAAGCAGUGGAACUGGGCCAUGGAGAAGCGAACAUAACCGGCUUAGAGGAGAACACCUUGAUCGCCAGCCUCUGUGACCUCCUGGAAAGGAUAUGGAGCCAUGGCUUGCAGGUUAAGCAGGGGAAGUCGGCUUUGUGGUCACAUUUAAUUCAGUUUCAGGACAGAGAAGAGAAACAAGAGCACCUCGCAGAAUCGCCAGUUGCCCUGGGACCAGAAAGAAGAAAAUCUGACUGCGGAGUUAUGUUGCCAACUCUCAGGGUCUCUCUUAUCCAAGACAUGAGGCAUAUUCAAAACAUGAGUGAGAUCAAGACUGAUGUUGGACGAGCUCGGGCAUGGAUAAGAUUGUCUCUAGAAAAGAAACUCUUGUCCCAGCAUCUCAAGCAGUUGCUGUCUAACCAGCCACUCACCAAGAAGCUGUAUAAGCGUUAUGCUUUUCUACGUUGUGAAGAAGAAAGGGAGCAGUUUCUUUACCAUCUUCUUUCCCUCAAUGCUGUGGACUAUUUCUGCUUCACCAGUGUGUUCACCACUAUCAUGAUUCCCUAUAGGUCAGUGAUCAUCCCCAUCAAAAAGCUGAGCAAUGCCAUCACCACCUCGAACCCUUGGAUCUGCGUGUCGGGUGAGCUGGGAGACACGGGAGUAAUGCAGAUUCCCAAAAAUCUCCUCGAAAUGACUUUUGAGUGCCAGAACCUGGGGAAGCUGACAACUGUUCAGAUUGGUCACGAUAACUCGGGACUGUUAGCCAAAUGGCUAGUGGAUUGUGUGAUGGUCAGAAAUGAAAUCACAGGACAUACAUACAGGUUCCCAUGUGGGCGGUGGCUGGGGAAAGGCAUUGACGAUGGAAGCCUGGAGAGAAUUCUCAUUGGAGAAUUGAUGACAUCAGUGGCAGACGAGGAUCUGGUGAAGCAGUGCCGGACUCCACCCCAGCAGAAGUCUCCCACCACAGCUAGGAGACUCAGCAUCACUUCACUGACAGGAAAAACUGCCAAACCCAGUGCUGGACAGAUCCAAGAAGGAAUUGGAGAAGCUGUGAACAAUAUCGUGAAACAUUUUCACAAGCCAGAAAAAGAGAGAGGAAGCCUCACCCUGCUGCUGUGCGGGGAAAAUGGCCUGGUUGCAGCCCUUGAACAAGUCUUCCACCACGGGUUCAAAUCCGCCCGCAUCUUUCACAAGAACGUCUUCAUCUGGGACUUCAUAGAGAGAGCGGUGGCUUAUUUUGAAACCACUGACCAGAUUCUAGACAGUGAAGAUGAUGUCCUUAUUCAGAAAUCAUCCUGCAAAACCUUCUGCCACUAUGUAAAUGCUAUUAAUACCGCACCCAGGAACAUUGGGAAGGACGGCAAAUUCCAGAUUUUUGUUUGCCUUGGAACACGGGAUCGCCUCCUCCCACAGUGGAUCCCAUUGUUAGCGGAGUGUCCCGCCAUCACGCGAAUGUACGAGGAGAGCGCCCUCCUGCGAGACCGCAUGACCGUCAACUCGCUCAUCCGCAUCCUGCAGACCAUCCAGGACUUCACCAUAGUCUUAGAAGGAUCGCUCAUCAAAGGAGUGGAUGUGUAACCCAAUGGCUAGAAACUCUCAGUCCAGGCCCCUUGCUCCUGAACCGUCCCCAACUCCGGGCACCAAUUUGGACUUGUCUGAAGAGGUCGUGAGCCACUGCGGGGGGCGGCGCACCGUACCCCCCCCCCCCCCCCCCCCCACUGAACAAUCCUCACGCUACAGACAAGGAAAAUGCUGUAUUGUAGUUCAUUUGAACCAGGAAUUUAGUAUAAAAUAGAGUAUUUUCAUGUGUUAGAUGUGUGUAAAUAUGCUAUCUUCUUUAAGAAAUUAUAUUACUCUAAUACAAUACUUUUCUUAGAUUGAAUAUUCCUGUGACUUAAACUAAGUAGCUUGAAAGCACUGGGAGUUGGUGGGGAAGAGUGGUGCUAGUCAGGAAGAAGCCAGUAGACCUGUAAAUAGAGUGCAAGCCAGUCGGGCUUUUGUUUCCUCCAGGUACCAGGAGGAACCCAGAAUGCAUUGUUCUGUCGUGUCCAUCCAUCCUUCCAUCCUGGUGUCUGAUCCUUUGUAUUGUGAAUGUAAACAGCUUUACCUACUGUAUGAGAUAGUCCUCACUGUACCUUUUCAGUUACAAAUGGUUUCAUACAUUUGAAUUGAGUCACUUUUCCAGUCUUUGGAAAAUUUUUUUCUGUCGGCACAAGAUGAAGAUAUACUUCAAAUAUUUUAAAUACUGGACCCCAGGAGCUUGGCUGAGCUGGAAAGAGAACACACAAAGCCCUGAGAAGUGCGUUAAAUUGUGGGAUUAUAACUUCUUUACACUUUGGAAAGAUUAGCCUAGACUAACUUCAUUCUUGGCAUUUUUAUUGUUAUUUGAGGUACUUUGGGGAGAUGUGAAUUUCAAAGAGUUGGCCUCCUGGUCGUAAGAAGUGCGGACAGCAGCUUGAUUCCGUACUUUUCACUUGUUCAUCUGAACCCUGCGCAGUCCCUCACCUCUUAAGGAUAACCACAAGCCCCGUCUUUGUUAGGUUCCAGUCAGCCCUCCCCUCGCCCUGGGCCCAUCCCCCUCUCAGGAAAUGGAAGGAAUGUCUAAGAAGGAGGAGGGCUCUGUGUGGCUUGGAAUGUUUUUGUGAAAGUAUUUGUUGACCAUGAUAAUGCAAAUAACAGAAGGGGAGAGAAAGAAUGAACCCUUUCUGGGUGGUUCGGGGCAAGCUUUCUGUUCCUUUGUAAGAGGGGGUAAUAAUGUAAAACAAGGGGCCCCGAGAAGGUAAAAGCCAGUACAGCACAGGCUGGGAAAAUGGAAGCAAAACAAGAGGCGACAGUCUUGAAAGACCAAAUGUGGCGAGUGACUUUCCAGCUUGGUGUUUUAUAAGGAAGUUGAAUAAAUGUGGUGUCGGCUCGUUCCUGCAAGUCUUCACCCUCCCGUGGGCCCUGUGACUCUAAUUAGGCAUUUGCACUUUGCUAGCAGCGAAAUUGCCUCAGCAGUGCUAGGCUUGUUCCCCGUUGUGGCUGAGAAGCAAAGCCCGACCUCUCAGGCCCCUUGUACAAGCCGGGGCUCCUGGGCUUUAGCAGUGGUGUCAUUGCCCUUAUUUCCUGGAGGAAGAACCCGAUGGAACCAGUGCCUCCCUCCCUGCAUCGAUCACAGUAUUCAGCCGGGGCAGCCCAGGUGCACCCCCUGUCCACAGGUGACUAAGUACUUGGGGAGGAAAGGGGGAGGCAAAGGCAGCACUGAGAAGCCCAUGCAAGGUUUAAGAAGACAGUUCUGGGUGACCUGGGUAGGCCAGACAUCGGUCUGCUGAGGGUAAAGUGUGUCCACAGUGGCUGUUCCAGGGACGUGGAAAGUCCCUUACGUGUUUCAGUGAUCAGCAAGCGCAGAAUGAGCCAAUCCAGGGUUUGUUCUUAUUACCUGUUCCAUAAGGCCACUGUGGACAACCAGAGGGAUGACUUGGACAGCAUACUAGAGGCGAGUCAUCUAGUCCAGCCUUCUCAUUUUAUAGCUGGGAACGCUUGAGGAUCAGAGAGAUGAAACACUUAGCCCUGCAGCUGGUCAGUGACAACACAGGGUCAAGAACUCGUGUUUAUUAUUACACUGGGCUGCGUGAAACGGACCUCCAAGGCAUUCAUAUUGCUAGUUUCUCCACCCUGGGAUCUUUAUUCAUCCACCUAUACAGGUAGGAAAUAAGGAUUAAUAUUCAUUUAUAAUAAUCAUUUAUAAGGAUUAAUAUUCAUUUUAACAAAUUGUUCUCAAGAAUGAUACCAGAACUGACACAUCCUCUAGAAUGCCAGGCCCUUUAAACGAGUCGCCUUGGGAGCCCAUGUCAUUAUUCCAGAGAUGCAGCCAGUGCUCCUGACACAUAGGGACCUUCCUGUAAGCUGGGUGAGUGGCCUACAGCCCAUCCUUUUGAAUAUUACCAGUGAUAGUAAAUCUUGGCCUUUCAGAAGAAAUUUAAUAUUUGGAAACAACAAAAAGUCCUUAGGAUCCAAAUUGGUGAACAAAAAGGGUGCUUAAGCAGAGCUUGGGGCCGUAAAAGAAACACAGUUCUAAAGAAAUGACUUAGUUCUUAUGCGGCUGUUAUAAACUUGAGAGAGAGCUCUGUGUCUUUGAGCCAAUACCAAAAUAUUUUGAGCAGGACAGUAGCAGACUCUUCAGAAUAAAUGCACAGUAGCCUUCCAAGCUACUUUUAGAAAGACCUCACCCAUAGACUUAGCCUUUCUAUUAUGUUAAUUUUUAAAAUUAGUAUAUUGCUUUAUAAGCACCUCAAAGUUAAAGUAAUAAAAAUCGAUUUUGUAAUUGACUGUUUUCCUCAAAAUAAGUUAAAAGUAAUGCCUGGAACCAUAAUUAGUAUUUUCACAUAAUAAUAAUAGAUUGAGAAGAAUUUUUUUAAUUAAAUUGCCAAAAAUAUUACCUCUUGAAACAUUUAUUUUCCAAGUGUUUUCAAAUAUCCUGAAACUCCUCAUCUCAACUUUGUGACACAGUAGCAUUAGACCGAUGUUGGUAUUAUGUAUAAGACCCUCUUAUGUAUAAUGACCCUGGUUGGGACUCAUGAACGCCUUAAAAUGACUGAGGCUCAGUGUGGGGUGGUAUAGAGUAGGUAGGGUCCUGCGUGGGAAAAAACAGGAUACUGAGAACAAAAGUAAGGCCUCCCAACCCUUCCCAUCCUCUUUUCCACUGAGGAGUGAGAAUUUGAUAUAAGAAAGCUAAAACUUGCAAAAGUUUGUGAUUUCCCUCUAAAAUUUAUUUCAAGUGUUUCACACAUUUUUAUACCUUUUGUAACCCUGAGGUAUUUACUUUAACGUGGCUUUUUAAAAAAUCAUUUUAAUGAACUUCUGUCAUGUUAUAUGAAUGAUAUAGGGGAAAUACUGAAUUGCUCAUAUUUCCUUUUUUUGGCAAUAAAGCACUGUUGUAUGUAAAUGUUAGUGAAAGAGGAGUGGAGACCAUACGUAACAGUUUGUAGAAUACGUUGACGCCUCUAACAUAUUCUGAAACAUGAGGCAGCAGACGAGGACCUCAGAUCCCCAGGGAAAUAUUUAUUUGACAGCAUUGGGAGUGUAGCUCUUAAUAAUGAAAUACCUUCUUUAUGCUAAGAACUAUGAUUUUUCAGUAGAUUUCCAUUUUAAGAACUGUAUUUUCUCUGUGAGGUUUACAGAAACUAGUCUAUUUCUUUUCACCAUGUUGAAAGGACAAUCUGAACCUUCGCUCUUUUUGUUUCAGUAUUAACGCACCUUCAUUGACUGAGAAUGGAGUCUUGAGCUCUUCUCUACUCUUAUAAACCGAGUCCUAUUUCCAAGUCAUUUCUGUCUUUUGAAGUCCCUGUUCCUUAUAUAAGUAUUUGUUACCUGACCAUUUAGCAUAAAAAGAAGACAGAAACGAAUAAUGAACUACUAGGCCCUGUUUCUGUUACAGUACAUGUAUAAAUCUCUUGAAUCAGACUGAUUUCCAAGCUUUUUGAGGGGGGUGCUGAUGGAGUGUGAUCAGCAGAAUCCCAGGAGAGCCUUGUCCUCCCAGAUAUUACUAGAGCUGAUCGUCCUUUCAAGGACAAAAUAAAGAUGGGCUCCAGAAGGGUAUCACAUUGAGCAAUUAAUGCCAGAGUGGGAAAAAAAUCAUCCCCAAAUUGCUCCUCGUUUGAAGGAAUCCAGGGUAUCCCUGGGUCACAGCGGAGGGAAUUGUGCUUGAUCUAGUCACCUGAAUGUAUUUGUGUGUGGCUCCAGGCUUUAUUCCAAACACCAAAUCUGGGUGAGAGUAGAGAGGUAUGGUCAGGAGAUCCUUUGUCAAUCAAAUGAGGGUGUGAAACAUAUAGAAAAAAAUCCUCUAUAUUACACUUGAACCGUGUAUAAAUAUACCCUGUAUAUCUUUUUUUAAAUGAGCAUUUCUCCAUUUAAAUUAUAUUGUUUUUCUUUGUAUUGUUUAACAAAAUGCAUCAGAACUGGAUUUUCUUUUUCUCAUCUGAACAUAAUAUAAAAUUGAAAGAGUAUUGUGAUAUCAAGCACUUUAACAUACAUAUCAGAGAAACUGACGUGGGUUUUUCAGGUUUUGGAGUACAUAUAAAUAUGACUUUUCAUGCUUUGUUCUUUACAAAUAAAACUGUGG